Parastagonospora nodorum SN15 is the source of this 3066-nucleotide messenger RNA. RefSeq lists its product as hypothetical. Gene Ontology annotation, biological process: nuclear-transcribed mRNA catabolic process. Gene Ontology annotation, cellular component: nucleus. NCBI's taxonomy places the organism in Eukaryota, Fungi, Ascomycota, Dothideomycetes, Pleosporales, Phaeosphaeriaceae. Gene Ontology annotation, molecular function: 5'-3' RNA exonuclease activity; zinc ion binding; RNA binding. The coding region runs from base 1 to 3066 and encodes 1021 amino acids. The transcript is spliced from 4 exons. The record is from RefSeq and is a predicted model, not a curated record.
AUGGGUGUUCCCGCUAUGUUUCGCUGGCUCAGCCAGAAGUACCCCAAGAUCGUCUCGACUGUUCAAGAAGAGCAGCCGAAGAAGGUUGGUGAUGAGGUCAUUCCUGUCGACCGCACCGGCCCCAACCCGAACGGCGAAGAGUUCGACAACCUAUAUCUCGACAUGAACGGCAUCGUUCAUCCCUGCUCGCAUCCCGAAGAUAAGCCUGCACCCAAGACCGAAGCGGAUAUGAUGAUGGCCAUCUUUGAGUAUACAGACCGUGUUGUCGGCAUGGUGCGCCCGCGCAAGCUGCUGUACAUGGCAGUGGACGGUGUCGCUCCUCGUGCCAAGAUGAACCAACAGCGCUCGCGUCGUUUCCGCGCUGCAAGGGAAGCCAAAGAAAAGGAUGAAGAGCGCGCCGAGUUCCUCAAAAUGCUCAACUCACAGAAAGCCAGUCGUGGUGAAGACAUCAACAGCUUAGAAGAGGUCGUUGAGAAGACCUGGGAUUCUAAUGCUAUUACACCCGGUACACCCUUCAUGCAUCUUCUUGCUGAGAGUCUCCAAUACUGGUGCGCGUACAAGUUCACUACCGACCCAUCGUGGAAGGACAUGAAAGUCAUCAUAUCCGAUGCAUCUGUGCCUGGUGAAGGAGAACACAAAAUCAUGAAUUUUGUUCGCUCGCAACGCGCUAUCCCUACUCAUGACCCCAAUACCCGUCACGUCAUCUAUGGGUUAGACGCUGACUUGAUAAUGUUGAGUCUUGCUACUCACGAACCCCACUUCCGAGUUCUCAGAGAAGAUGUCUUCUUCGAUUCCGGUAAGGAUAAAGCUUGCACGCGAUGCGGACGCAAAGGCCAUAUUCGCAACAACUGUGAAUUCCCAGACGACGGGAAGAAGCUUACCGAGGAGGAGGCUGCAGAGGAGUGGGCCGCUUCUGAGCACCCGCCGAAGCCAUACAUUUGGCUGCACACCAAUAUUCUCCGCGAGUACUUGGCUGUCGAAAUGGAGACUCCAAAGCGGCGUUUUAAGUACGAUCUUGAGCGAUCGCUUGAUGACUGGGUGUUCAUGUGUUUCUUUGUUGGAAACGAUUUCUUGCCACAUCUGCCCAGUCUUGAGAUUCGAGACCAAGGUAUUGAUCUACUUAUCAGCAUCUGGCGAGAUCUAGCCGCUGAGAUGGAUGACUAUGUGACAAAGGACGGCUUCCCUGACAUGCGUCGCGUACAACAGAUUCUCGGUGCUCUAGCCAGUCGGGAAGCCGAUAUCUUCAAGAAGCGGAAGGAGGUCUCAGAUCGUCAAGCCGCGAACAGAGCCCGACGAGAGGCUCAGCAGAAUGGCAGAGGUCGAGGUCGAGGAGAUGACACCUAUAGUUCAGGUCCGCCGCAGAAGCGCGUAAAGGAGAGCACCGACACUUACCUGAACUCGGGCACAAUCUUCUUCGAUCCAAAAGACGCCCAAUCGAACGACACCCGUCGUGAUCACGCAGCGAUGCGCUCACCAAUGCCCGAGGCUGAAGGCACUCAGGAAACAGAUUCUGCGACUGGUGUUGAGGCACCGGUCGAGCUCGGUAAGCGCAAAGCCGAUGAACUGGAGGAUGCCGACAACGGCACCCCAGGCCGCAACACUCCCGUUGUACCAGCGUCGCCAGCCGCUGAAACACCGAAGAAGGAGGAUGGAACCCCGGAAGACACCAUCAAACUCUGGGAGGAUGGUUAUGAGGAGCGAUACUACGAACAGAAGUUCCAUGUGGCACCUGAUGAUAUCGCGUUCCGUAACAAGGUCGCUCGACAGUACGCGGAAGGUCUAUGCUGGGUAUUGGCAUACUAUAUGCAAGGUUGCCCUUCCUGGACCUGGUACUUUCCCCACCACUACGCACCCUUUGCCGCAGACUUUGUAGGUCUCGAGGACAUGGACCCUCGCAAGCUCUUCGAAAAGGGCACGCCGUUCCAUCCGUACGAGCAGCUCAUGGUCUUGCCUUUCAUCGACUCCAAGCGUCUGCUUGAUGCCAUGGCGACGAAGUACCCCGAACUAUCUGAUGACGAGAGGAAGCGGAACGAAUUCGGCAAGGAGACGUUGAUGUUCUCGCAAGAGGGCGGUCUCUUUGACGACGUUGAGAAGGCGCUCUAUCGCAAAGGCGUCAAGAAGCACAGCAUCGAUCCGGCCCAGAGUCGUGCUCUGCACGGGGACAUUGAGCCGCAUGAUCUAUUCGUGCUGGACAGUCAACUAGUCCCUCCCUUCGAUGUUGAUGGGGACAGUGAGUUUGAGAUCGUGCAGGAUGGUUCUAUGAGGGUAUACUACGAAAUGCCACGUCUGAAUUCGAAGAAUGCGCAUAAGUCUGUCUUGCUUCCUGGCACCAAGAUGCCAACACCUGCACUUAGUCCCGGUGAAGCUGAAUCUGUACGCCGAUCAAAUGAGCGUGGCGGUUGGCGUGGUGGACGGGGCGGCGGGCGUGGCGGCGGAGGUCGUGGAGGUUUCAAUGAUCGCCGCAAUAACGACAACAUGCGUGGCGAUUACCAAAACGGAGGACGAGGUGGCUACAACAAUGGAGGCAGGGGAGGCUACAACAACGGAGGAGGUCGUGGAGGUUACAACGGAAACCAAGGUGGCUAUGGUGCACCACAAAACUUCCCACCGCCCUUCCCAAACUCAUGGCCACCCCCACCUGGUGGUGCAAACUUCGUCCCUCCCCCACCACCAGGCUGGGUACCACCUCCACAGCAGGGAGGCUAUCAGGGCGGUGGAGGCUACGGCGGUCCUCCUGGAAUGCCACCUGCGCAGCGUCCGGCCUGGAUGGGCAACGCGCCUCCUCAUCAUGGCGGCCCACCACCGCAACAAGCCGGCAACAACAGCUCGCUUAGGAACGAGCAGUACUACCGCCCUGCGGAUGAGAUCCUAGGUCGCAACGGCGGCGGGAGCGGAGGCUACGGAGGACACAGGAACGACAACCCAUACAAUGACCGACAACCCCGGAAUGAUCGUGGCGGGGCUCGUGGUGGUCGGGGAGGUGGCCGAGGUGGAGGUGGCGGUGGCGGUGGCGGAUAUGGAGGAGGCGGAAACAGGCAGUCGCACAACUCGAACGACUACCGCUGA